Molecule: messenger RNA, 580 nt
Organism: Astrephomene gubernaculifera
Lineage: Eukaryota; Viridiplantae; Chlorophyta; Chlorophyceae; Chlamydomonadales; Astrephomenaceae
Source: the annotation of a GenBank genome assembly
CUGCAAGGCCAAGACAUGGACUGGCCGCGUCGCAGAGACUUGGGAGCUGCUGCCUGAAUACCCAGUGCAACUGCUACUGCCGCCGCUACAGCCCGAGCCUGCCGUAUUGCAGCAGCAAUUGCCGGACCAGCAGCAGCAAGCCCCAUCGCCCCAAGCGGGAGAAAGCUACCUGGCGCCGCUGCGGGAGGCGGUGACAGGCGGCGACACGGCUGCAGCUGGGCCCCAGCCUCAAAUACCGCCGCAAUACAUGCAUUACUACCGGCAGCAAAUGCGGGCGGUGACGACUGCCGUUCGGUCUCCUCUCCGCCUCAGCCCGCGGACAUCGCUGGUACGGGGCUCGGCGGUGGCAGCCGCUGCCGCCGCAACUGGCGCCGCUGCUGGGUCAGGUGCCGCCGCGUUGCCGGGCAUGAACCUGCCUGUGUCGCUGACGCUGGCGCCCAUCGAGCUGGAUGUGGACUACGAGACGGAGGUGGAGCCCUUCCUCGGGAGGCUGAUUGGAGUGGGCGGCUUCGGCAGGGUGUACGAGGCCACGUUUCGAGGUCGCAAGGUGGCGGUUAAGACCGUUGUGAUUGAGGACGAG